Messenger RNA from Volvox carteri f. nagariensis, 2121 nucleotides. RefSeq lists its product as uncharacterized. Bases 112 to 1872 code for a protein of 586 amino acids. Gene Ontology annotation, molecular function: oligosaccharide binding. Lineage: Eukaryota; Viridiplantae; Chlorophyta; Chlorophyceae; Chlamydomonadales; Volvocaceae. The record is from RefSeq and is a predicted model, not a curated record. Gene Ontology annotation, cellular component: extracellular region. The transcript is spliced from 15 exons.
AUUUUAUCUCUCUUAGGGUUGCUAAUCAGAUCACAUUUUUGGUUGAUCAUGUGUCAGCAGUAGAAACUUCUGCACGCGCGCGCACACCUGCCACCCGCAGUGAAAUGCAAAAUGGCAGUAAACUCCAUGGCCGUUAUAGCACGCUACAUGAUGAAGAUGAUGAUACUGUUGCUGCUCGCCUCUACCGGCACCGUGGAUGCCGCUAAGCGGAGGCAGGCCCGCCCAGCACGGCGACAAAUUGAGCCUCGCACAGGUCCCACGGAUGAGCAGGUUUGGGACACCGGCCUGAUUGAGAAGGAGCUGUCGUACAUCAACUUACUAGAGAGGGGUCGUGAGCACUAUCAGGACACCGAGAGCAGGCGCUUCAAGAACUUUGUGCUGGGCUACGUGACCCCUUGGAACCGGGCCGGCUACACCAACGCCGUAACGUUCCGCCGCAAGCUGGACGCCGUGUCGCCUGUGUGGUUCCAAAUUAGGCAACAGGAGGGCCAGAAGGCGCCGGACAUCCUGGGCGCGCACGAGGUCAACCAAACCUGGAUCUCGGAACUCCGAAAAGGGCCCGGGGCUCCUCUAGUGGUCCCCAGGUUUAUCGUGGAGGCGGAGCCGCUGCAGCACGUAGAGAUGCUCCAGAACCCGACUGCCCUAUUGGAGGCCAUUGGCAAUACGGUUUCGGAGCACGGUUUUGACGGACUGGUUCUCGAGACCUGGUCCGCCUGGCACUCCUUCAACGGACUCGCGAAUGAGCGGUUCCGGGCAGCCGCGCUGUCGGUGUUGGAGGCCCUGGGGCAGAUGCUGCAAGCGCAGGGGGGCAAGAAGCUCUUCCUCGCGGUGCCGCCCAUGUACCCUGCCAAUGAGAAGAGCCCGUGGAUAGACACAGCCGACGUACAGCAGGUGCCGUACAGGGGCCGGAGAGUCGGGGAAACUAGGGAUAAGGUUGACUCAUGCGUGCGUGGGCGGGGGCCGCUGUCCAAGUUCGUUGAUGGCUUCAGUGUCAUGACGUACGACUUCAGUACGGUGCAGGGCCGCGCAGGGCCCAAUGCGCCCAUCGACUGGGUCAAGCUCAACGUGCAUUUGCCCGCCGGCCAGCUGCCGCGUUGCGUGCGACCCCUCCCCCCAUCUGCUCGUCCUGGCCGUAACUUCUCAACUUUCGACGGAGCCCUCCAGGAUCGAGAGGGUUUUCAGCACACGGUUUGGUACCCAACUCCCCGUGCAUUGGAGAUGAGACUGCAGGAAUACGUCGGCCGCAUCCUCAACGGCGCCAUAGUGCACACGGGCGCCAACACCGAGAUGGCCUUGACAACGCACCACACCCUGGAGCGACCACAAUUUCCCCCCGGCACCAUUCGCGGCUCCUGUUUCACGCAGCCGCAGUACGUCCCCACAGAAGACCCCGCGCUGGAUCACCGGGGCCUGGCCGCUGCGGCGGCCGGCAAAUCACUCCACACCCCAUCAUCUACUGGUCUGGAAGGCACAGACAAAUGCAGCGUCAUCAUGGAUACAGAGCUGCAUGCCGUAGCCCACGCGGUGUCACCGCUGCUGCCCGCGCUGCUGGAGGCCUGCCGGGCAUAUCACCUGCACAGUCCCGACGGCUGGAUUACCACGGCGGGCUUCAUGACUGCGGCAAAACGUGCCGGACUGGAGCUCAGUCGAGCCGAGUACCUCGCACUGGAGAGGGCGCUUCUAAAGGACGUGCGCGGCCGCAUUAACUACUUGCAGGUGGAGCAGCUCGUCACGGCGAUUAUGGCAGGGGAUAGCGCCGCGGCGGCAGCUGCGGCCGGAACCGCGGAAAGCUCUUCGACCUGUUCACCUUCGCACCCUUCCACCAUUACCAUUCACGCAAUCCAUGCAAAAAUAGCGUUUGAGACGCUGUAGCUAUAUACGGUAUAUAGGCUGUAAGGGUGCUAAAUCAAGCUCCUGGAAACCAACCGACCCACUCCGGCACCCACUACUAGACCCUACAAGACGAGAGACAAGGCGAGCAGCUGAUGCACAUGCGCGCACACACGCACACACACUCACACUCACAUACGCACGUGCGUGACACAGACACGCAGCAAUACAAAAAUAUGAGAGAGCAAAAAUACGCGCCUCCGAUCCGCAAACAACAAACAACAACAAUAA